Messenger RNA from Tarenaya hassleriana, 2791 nucleotides. Its product is annotated as potassium transporter 3. Gene Ontology annotation, molecular function: potassium ion transmembrane transporter activity. The transcript is spliced from 9 exons. Gene Ontology annotation, cellular component: membrane. Bases 244 to 2580 code for a protein of 778 amino acids. Gene Ontology annotation, biological process: potassium ion transmembrane transport. The record is from RefSeq and is a predicted model, not a curated record. Lineage: Eukaryota; Viridiplantae; Streptophyta; Magnoliopsida; Brassicales; Cleomaceae.
CAAGGGAAAAAAACAAAAUAUUAAAAAAAAACCCAAAAAAGGAUCGGGAAGAAGAAGGCCCGCGACCGCGAGCGUUGGAUCGGAUUUCUUCGUCCUUUCACGUGACGAUGAUAAAAAACAAAUGAUCAUCUUCAGCUCUCUUCCAGUUUCGAUUCGGACUGAUCUGCCCGCGAAUCAAUCUCCUUUUGUUGUCUCUGAUCUCUGAGCGACGCCGCAUCUUCCUCGCCGGCGGCGGCAACAAUCAUGCAGGUUGAGAGGAGAAAUAGGCGUAACCAGGCCCUACUUUUAGCAUAUCAGAGUUUUGGGCUUGUGUUUGGAGACUUGAGUAUUUCUCCUCUUUAUGUGUAUAAAUGUACGUUCUAUGGAGGAUUGAAAAGUUACCAAACGGAAGAUACAAUAUUUGGAGCAUUUUCUCUGAUAUUUUGGACCAUAACUCUCCUCUCACUUAUCAAGUAUAUGGUUUUUGUAUUAAGCGCAGACGACAAUGGUGAAGGUGGAAUUUUUGCCCUGUAUGCCCUUCUCUGCAGACACGCAAGAUUCUCUUUGCUUCCGAAUCAGCAAGCGGCUGAUGAAGAGAUCUCUAACUACUAUGGCCCUGGAGAUGCAAAUAGAAACUUGCCUGGUUCUGCCUUCAGAAGGCUUAUAGAACGACGUAAAAGAUCAAAAACAGCUUUGCUUGUCUUAGUCUUAGUAGGAACUUCGAUGGUCAUUACCAUUGGUGUCCUCACACCUGCAAUUUCGGUCUCUUCAUCCAUUGAUGGGCUUAUAGCCAAAACAAGUAUGAAACACAGUACCGUGGUCCUGAUUGCAUGCCUUCUGCUAGUUGGACUUUUUGUUCUGCAGCACCGUGGCACUAAUAAAGUGGCCUUCUUAUUUGCACCUAUCAUGAUUUUAUGGCUGUUGUCCAUCGCAACGGUUGGUAUGUACAAUAUCGUGACAUGGAACCCCAGAGUAUACCAAGCUUUGUCUCCUUAUUAUAUCUAUAAGUUCUUUAGAGACACGGGAAAAGAUGGCUGGCUAUCCCUUGGCGGCAUUCUUUUAUGCAUCACAGGAACGGAGGCUAUCUUUGCUGAACUUGGGCAAUUUACUUCUGCAUCGAUAAGGUUUGCUUUCUGUUGUGUUGUUUACCCGUGCCUGGUGCUUCAGUACAUGGGUCAAGCAGCCUUUUUAUCGAAGAAUUUCUCGGAUCUACAUGUAAGCUUUUACGCCUCAAUUCCAGGUCCAUUUUUCUGGCCAGUUCUCAUGAUGGCAAUGCUUGCUGCAAUGGUUGCUAGCCAAGCCGUCAUAUUCGCCACAUUCUCGAUUGUGAAACAAUGCUAUGCGCUCGGAUGCUUCCCCCGCGUGAAGAUCGUUCACAAACCCAGAUGGGUCCUUGGCCAAAUAUACAUCCCUGAGAUCAACUGGGUUGUCAUGAUCCUUACCCUCACCGUCACCGUUAGUUUCCAAGACACUAGACACAUAGCUUUUGCUUUUGGGCUUGCCUGCAUGACUCUUGCAUUUGUGACUACGUGUUUGAUGCCGCUCGUCAUCAACUUCGUCUGGAAUCGUCAUCUCAUUUUCUCCGUCCUCUUCAUCCUCAUUUUCGGGCUCACAGAGUUUGUCUUCCUCUCCUCCUCUUGGACCAAAAUCCCAAAAGGCGGUUGGUUCACUCUCCUCUUGUCGGUCAUCUUCACUCUAAUCAUGUACGUAUGGCACUACGGCAUUCGGAAGAAGUAUCUAUACGACCAGCACAACAAGGUUCCCAUGAAAUCGAUCCUCACCCUUGGCCCGAGCCUCGGGAUUAUCAAAGUCCCUGGCAUCGGUUUGAUCUACACCGAGCUUGUCAGCGGUGUCCCAGCCACAUUCACUCACUUUCUGACCAACUUACCUGCCUUCUACCAAGUCGUCGUCUUUGUCUGCUGCAAAACCGUCCCUGUACCUUAUGUUCCACACAAGGAACGGUACCUCAUAGGCCGGAUCGGCCCGAAAGCAUACCGGAUGUACCGCUGCAUAAUCCGAAGCGGCUACAAGGAUGUGACCAAAGACGGGGACGACUUCGAAGACGAGCUUGUGAUGAGCAUAGCGGAGUUUAUACAAAUGGAAGCUGAAGGGUCAGGAACAAACCCUGACAGAUCCAUAGACGGAAGGCUAGCAGUCGUCAAAGCAUCGAACAAAUUUGGGACGAGGCUUUCCCGAUCGAUAUCGGAGGCAAAUUUCGCAAGCAGCAGCAGCUCGGGAAGGCAGACGACGGUAACAAACAGCAAGUCGCCAGCAUUAGUGAGAUUGAAAGCAGAGUACGAGCAACAAGAGUUACCGAGGCUGAGCAUGAGGAGGAGGAUUCAGUUCAGACCGAUGGAUAAGAAAUUCCGGGAGCCGCAGGUAAAGGAGGAACUGUUCGAUCUCGUGGAGGCGAAGGAUGCGGAGGUAGCGUAUAUAGUAGGGCACGGGCACGUGAAGGCGAAGCGGAAUUCGACGUUUCUGAAGCAGUUGGUGAUAAACGUCGGAUACUCAUUCCUCAGGAAGAACUGCAGGAGCCCUGCUGUUAUGUUGAACAUCCCUCAUAUCUGUUUGAUUAAGGUAGGCAUGAACUAUUCCGUGUAAGACCCUUUUUUUUUUUAGUUUUGGGUUUUUGGUGUUUUGUCUUUUGUUGUCCAAAUUGCUGUUUUGGGGUUUGGUGGAUGAAAUGAAUUAGUCUGACCAUUCACUUUGUUUUGUAAUAAUUCUCUUCUUUUGGUGGGUGCUUAUGUACACUCUUGGUUUACUGGCUGUCAUGUUGAACUUUUGGGGUUUACUAACUUAUCUUGAUUUAUCA